AGGGUUUUGGGAAUUGUUUGUCGCGGAGAUAAUCGCCGAGGGAAAGAGAAGACGGUCAAGACGAAGAGUGCAAACCUACUUUCAGCGCUUUUCCGACCACCAUUGUCGCUUCUUCUUCUUGCUGCAUCAAUAGCUUCUUCGUCUUCUCCCAGUUUUCGAGACCUUGUUUUGUUACAUCUACAUAUAUAUACACAUACUCUCUCUCACACUCAUAUAUCAUACCAGUAAGUAGUGCUUUCGUCGGGGAGAGAACAGUGGUAAUGGGAGGGAAGCGAAAGAAGAGCGAUAGCGAGGGGUUUAUUGGAGACGGAGAAGAAGAAGAUGCGCGCAGUGGGAGAAAGGAGGAUGAGAAUAAGAAGAUGCAAACGAAUGGGCAACAGUUGCUUCCAUCGAUGAUAAAAAACAAGGAGAAGAGAUCUGAGAUCCACGCCAAGCUCAAGCACCAGAAGAAGCUCGAGAAGCGCAAGAAGGUUAAAGCUCGCGACGCUGCUGAGAAGAGAGCCCUUGAGCUCGGUGAGGAGCCUCCGCCGAAACCGAUUCCUCGGACCAUCGAGAAUACCAGAGAAUUGGACGAGACUGUUUGCAAGCCAGAUGAUGAAGAGCUAUUUGCUGGUAAUGAUGCGGAUGAAUUUAGUUCUAUUUUGAAGCAAGAUGUCACUCCGAAGAUAUUGAUUACCACUUGUCGAUUCAAUUCUUCGAGAGGACCUGCUUUUAUUUCAGAGCUUUUGUCUGUGAUCCCAAAUGCUCAUUACUACAAGAGAGGAACCUAUGACUUGAAAAAGAUUGUAGAAUAUGCAAGGAACAAGGACUUCACUUCCAUAAUAGUUGUCCACACUAAUCGCAGAGAACCAGAUGCUCUUCUAAUCAUGGGCUUACCUGAUGGACCCACUGCUCACUUCAAGCUCUCAAAACUUGUUUUGCGCAAGGAUAUUAAGAAUCAUGGAAAUCCAACUGGUCACAAGCCUGAGCUAGUGUUAACUAACUUCACGACACGACUGGGUCAUCGUGUUGGGAGGUUGAUACAAUCACUUUUUCCACAAGAUCCAAAUUUUCGUGGCCGGCGAGUUGUAACCUUCCACAACCAGCGUGAUUUUAUAUUCUUCCGCCAUCAUCGGUACAUUUUUGAAAGCAAAGAAAGUAAACAGAGUUCCUCAGAAGGUAAAAAAGACAAGAAUGCUAAGGAUGAGAAGAUCUCUCAGGAGAAAGUUAUUGCCCGUCUUCAGGAAUGUGGUCCUCGUUUUACGCUGAAGUUGAGCAGUCUGCAGCAUGGAACAUUUGAUACAAAGAGUGGGGAGUACGAGUGGGUUCACAAGCCGGAAAUGGACACUAGCCGCCGGAGAUUUUUCUUGUGAAGUGCUAUGGAAUCUUGCUCUAGAAGCCUUUUUAAGGCGAGGAUAAGAGUUGCCGUGCUGUAACCAGGAAUAAGCUUAGGAAUUUGUACCAUCUGCCAUUAUUGAUGUGCUACACUACCCUUAGCUUCUAAAUUUUUUGUGGUGCAAUUUUUUAUUACCUUUUGAGCAACUUCACAUUGAAUAGAAAAAACUGUAAUUUAUGCAAACACAUAUGCUUCUUCCCUUUAUUAUAUUUUUCUUUCAUGUUUGUGAUGCA
Messenger RNA from Cornus florida, 1608 nucleotides. RefSeq lists its product as uncharacterized. The record is from RefSeq and is a predicted model, not a curated record. Bases 261 to 1352 code for a protein of 363 amino acids. The transcript is spliced from 11 exons. Gene Ontology annotation, molecular function: rRNA primary transcript binding. Gene Ontology annotation, biological process: maturation of LSU-rRNA; maturation of 5.8S rRNA. Lineage: Eukaryota; Viridiplantae; Streptophyta; Magnoliopsida; Cornales; Cornaceae. Gene Ontology annotation, cellular component: preribosome, large subunit precursor; nucleolus.